Thrips palmi is the source of this 3689-nucleotide messenger RNA. Its product is annotated as protein MMS22-like. The record is from RefSeq and is a predicted model, not a curated record. Bases 118 to 3573 code for a protein of 1151 amino acids. NCBI's taxonomy places the organism in Eukaryota, Metazoa, Arthropoda, Insecta, Thysanoptera, Thripidae. The transcript has 21 exons. Gene Ontology annotation, cellular component: nuclear replication fork. Gene Ontology annotation, biological process: double-strand break repair via homologous recombination; replication fork processing.
AAUUCACGCGGGAUUCACCGCUGUGUUUAGAUUUUUAUGGUUUUAUUUAGGUGCUCAUUGUUGGUUGGAGUCUUUGUCGUAUUGCAGAUUUUGUGGUUUUAACCAAAUAAUUUUACAAUGGAGAUAAUGACGCCCCCAAUAUCCCCAACACAUGAAACCACGAGUACGAGUAAUUAUCUACGUGAAAGAGGAAAUAUAGGAUUUCACUGUGUUAGUGAUGCCGAAAAGAAGGCAUCAUUUGACCCGCGAGGAUUUAUAAUGUCAGGGGCUAUAACAAAUCCCUCUAGUCUUCAUUCAAAAAAGUCUAGUUUUGUGACAGUGUUUAACCAAGAAUUUGACAUGGACACAUCUAAAGAUGAAUUGAAACGACUAUUUAGAGUUUGCUGGAAUAAACUUUGUUUGAUUGAUUCAACACAGAAAAUGGGGACUUAUGGAUUCACAUCUGAUACAAGUACCCUGGCAACUGUUAAUUUAGAUGAAGUCAGACAAGAUUUGCGCGAAUUUUUUGCGAUGCUUCACUUGUUUGUUGAAAGUCAAGGCGAAAGCGAAGACAAAUCAUGGAUACUGAAAGAAACCCUUCCAACUUUAUUGAAAGGAUUGGAUCUAUUACGGAACCAGAUUGGUUCUUUAAAUGACCUGCCUAAUUAUGUGUUGAGCCAUUCUCAAGUGAAAAAUUCACCAGGCCAUCAUCUAUUUCAUUGCCAUUUAGAAGCCAGGUGGCUUCAUAUAAGUGUCCUUUGGGCACUUUCUGAAUGUUUGAAGUCCACAUCAAUAUUUGAGGCCACAGAAAUAGCUGCUAUGUUACAGCCUUAUAGUGCUGAACAAAGCAUUGAAAAUUUAUUGCAGUCCACUAUAAGGUUUUGUAUUAUUGACUUAGUUGAAAUUGCAGUCUUGAAAUUUAACAAGCUGAAUCAGGACAGGAUUGUACAUUCCUCCCCUUUCAAUUGUAUGUGUGUGAAGGAGCUAUGGCUGCUUCUAAGAUUUAUUACAGAAAGCCUGAAUGACCAUGACACCAAGGCAUUCUGGAAGCUACUUGAUGAGUGCCUGCAGUUGGUAGUUAAAGCUGAUGCAGACAUUCCCUCAAAGAAAGGAUGGAGACCUCUCCAAACUAAAAAAUUUCAAAAGAUUGCCUGCUUGGAGCCAGGGCUAUUUGCCUUAUGGCUGUUGCGAGAUAUUGGGGAGGUUUACAUGUACUCUUCAGAUGGAUUCCUGAGUCCUAUUAGACCUGAGAUGGACAAGGGUCAGGGCAUAGUGAAAUGUGUGCUGAACGACUUGAUGGGAUCAAAUGACCUUGAAGAGCCCCAGCGACGCACACUCAUCUAUCUCAUGAAGGGUUUUCUUGUGGAUCCCUGGAAAACCAAACCAGAACCCAUAAUGAUGCUUUGGGAUGGAUUCUCUCGCAAGUUAGAUUGUGCAUUCCAGUUACCUGGAGCCCCUGCUAGCUCAUUUGUUGUUCCAAGUGAAACUAUUGAAGAUAUUCUGUCGUCUGUGGAAUUUGACAGACCGUCCAACAAGCCAAGAGUACAAUUGAAUAGCUUUGAGCUUUUUCUAUCUCUUCUAGCAACUUAUCUAGCCCAGGACAAAAAUGUAUGGAAAGCCAAAAUUUGUGGGAGAUUUUUUUCAAAAUUAUCUGAGAAGAAAAUCAAUAGUUUAAGUGAGAUGGGAUUGUUUCAUUUAACUCAAAUAUUUCUGUCCAUCGCCUUAGCCACAGAGGAGGUGGAGGAACUUGGACACAGGUUCUUCAGCCUAGUUUCAUUUAGUGAAACUGAUAAAAAGCGCAAUCAGAUGAUCAUGAAGGCAAAAUUGUGUUUUGUUUUCCUGUUGGUGAAGAAUGGAAAAGAAUUAAGCCCACUAGCAGGACCAUUAACCAAUACAAUUGAUUCUCUAAUAGCAAGAAAUCAGAAUCCUGUUGUUCAGGUAUUCAUAUCAAAUUUGGAAUGUUUAAUCAAAAACACUGAUGUAUUGCCCUCUGAUUUACACAUUUUAUUUGGUCCAUGGGUCAAAAGAUUUUUGCAACAGAACAACCAAGAUUCAACCACUUUGAGGAGUCUUUUAAAUUUAAUGAUUGAUGUUAUGCAGAAACUUCAAGUCUAUAUGGACUGCAACAAUAUAGUUGGAGGUGGAAUGCAAAAACUAGUUGAGAGACUGCAUGAAAAUUUACUUCCAUAUCUGAAAGAUCAGAAAUCCCAUGACUGGGAAAUUGCUGACUUAGCAUUUCAAUUCACUCUCAUUUCUCUCGAGUUCAGUAGUUCUUCAACAAAAGAGUCCUUCCAAAACUUGGUUCAUCUUUUCACAACAAAUGACAACUCCAAGCUAGUCAAAAGAUACCUAGACAGGCUUCUAUCCUGUCGAAAAAUAACAAAUAUCAUAGAUACAAAUGAAAGUCUGCAAAUUUUGUUUGUUCAAGCAUGGGUGCGCUGUUGUGUGUGUUCUAAUGUUGGCCAAGACAGAGAGACCGAGGUUAUGCAAAAGAUAUUUUCAAUGCCUGUGUUGAAAAAUACAUUCAAUCUUCCUCAUGACAAUUUUGUGACAGUAUCUGACCCACUGCUUUAUCUAGUAGAGGCAAUGGGAAAGACAUCGAGUUCUCACAAGAAAAUGAUUGUAACAAUUUUAGAGCCUUUGAGGCAGAUGAUGCCUUUGAUUAAAUCGUCAUUGUUUCCGACCAAAGCAAAGGAUUCCAGCUGGGUGCCAGGCAGACAACCUUUUCUAGAUACGGAAAGUAUUGAAAGAAGCUAUGUGGUUCUAGGAACUCUUGUAGCUGAGUGUCCUUCGUUCAUUUAUGAAAAAAAUAACGCAUCCAACUUCCUAGUCACCUUGGUGAAUUACCUCAUACUCCAUCCUAAUGUUUUCAAUAUGGAUGUAAGGUUACCUCUACCCAUGGAGAAUGGGCUGAGGAAAUCCCUUUUUUCAUUCAUUAAGGGGCUUUUUAAAUUGGAUCCCAAGAGGGAAAAGUGCAUUGAACGCUUCAUCAAGAACAUUAUCAUGGUUUAUGUGCCCAGAUAUUUAGAUCCAUUCAAAAAAAUAUGGGAUGAGCCGGAGGACAUGCCUGCAGCCAUUUAUAUAAUCCAAUCAGUUUGUGAAACAUUUCUUAAGGUGGACAAAAACAAUGUGCCGCACAAGUACUAUUGUCAGGGGCUAACAUUAAUGAACUCACUUAUUCAGAGAAAUGGCUGUGAUGAAAUUUUGAUUGGUUUGUUAAUUAAUAAUGUUCUACCAAGCUGCCUUUAUGUGGUAGCAAAAGUUACUGAUAUGAGUGCUGGCAAUAAUAGAAGACCAGAAACGGAAAAAACUCUCGGACUAAUCUUUGACACAGAGGUGUUCCGUACGUCUACCAGUUUAAGGGAACAAGCUACAAAUGUACUCAAUCAGCAGUCACGUCAAUUUCUUAGCUUCCAUGCUAAUCUCUUCAUGCGAAUGUUGCUAUUCUUGAUGAAAGUUUCCAAACCUCUUGUGAAGAGUUUUUAUCCCACUUUAGAAGCUAAUGUGAGAGAUGUAAUUUCCAAAAGAGGGAGUGGCAAUGAUAAAAAUUUGGAGACUUUUCUUGCUAAAGUCAAGGAAGGACUUCAGGUUUAAAAAAUCCAAAGACCUGAAGUUUUUGUUACACUUAAAAUUUGGCUGUGAUAAUUUUUUGUAGUAUGUCUGUGACUAAUUAUUUUUAUUAGGUUUUUUAAUAAUUUAUAAUAAACAUA